UUGACUUGACGCGCACGGUGUGCGUCCAGUCGAGGCUGCGGGAUCUUCUAGUCAAUGGAUGGAGUCUGAGUGGUCAUGAAUGGAAGUCACACUCACCUCUUUUCAACACACAAGUUGAGUUCACUUGCAGGAAUAUUUUAUUUUUCUCCAUCCCAGGACCACAGACGACAUGGAAAACCACUUUCAGACAGGCUAAGACGCUGAGCUAACCGUGCCAUGCCGGGAGACGCCAGUCAGGAUGCCAUGAAGACGCCAGCGAGCGCGGAGAAGCCUGGCGCGGCGCCGCCUGCGACGACGGUCAGCAUCCCGCUGGUCAACGAGGUGCAGCUGGCGGCGGCCACGGGCGGCGCCGAGCUGUCCUGCUACCGCUGCACCGUCCCCUUCGGCGUGGUGGUGCUGAUCGCCGGCGUGGUGGUGACGGCGGUGGCGUAUGGCUUCAACUCGCACGGCUCCACCAUCUCCUACCUGGGACUGGUGCUGCUCUCGGCCGGACUGGCGCUGCUGGCGGCCAGCGCCGUGUGCUGGAGGGUGCGGCUGGAGAGGAGGAAGGAGCGCCGGCGGGAGAGCCAAACCACGCUGGUGAGCAACCAGAGGAACAUUUUCACAUGACCUCGGACGCCGCCAACACUUUGUGGAAGACGCUUUACUCCUGGACUGCUGGAGAGCGUGCAGGACGUCUCACGGGGACGGAAUAUUGCAACAGCCGCUUUCACGCUGCCAGGAACUGGGCAGAAAAGUUUCUGGAAUAAACACAUUAAUCAUGUUAUCAUCACUACUUCAUCACAUAUACCUCGGAGAUGCAUCCUACACUAAAACAUGAAUAAUAAACAAUGGUCGUCUGCACUACAAUUUAGUUUUCCUAGGUUGAAAUCUUCUAGCUGACACUUUAAAACACUGAGGGCCACAGACUGAAGGAUGCGGGGGGGCUUUUUUCUAUGUUUUACUUUCCUAACUAGUACAGUAUUAAUAUUAUAUCCUAUAUUUUAAUGGGCUAGAAAAUGUCAUUUCUGUAGAAACUGUGACUGCUGACAAGCUAAAGCCAAACUGACAUGCUAACACACUCGCCGUGCUAACAAAACAGACCAUAUUUCCUUGAAUUGCCACCGGGGCGCUAAUUAAUUUAAAACCUCUUCUCACUCCUGCGCUUACCAAAGGCAUGCGGUAAAAGUAAGCAUGCGCUAAUUAUUUUAAAACCUCUUCUCACUCCAGCACUUACCAAAGGUAUGCAGUAAAAAUUUUAGUGUGAUGUAUGCUUGGACCAUAAAUCCUACUGAAUAGCUCUUAAUCUUCUUCCCUUUGUGCGAUUUCAAAUUACCGGUAUUGAAAUCAGCCUCCUCCAUUUUAAAAAUGACGACAGGAGAAGUGUCACUCGUGACGUCACGAGUUUGACCAGGCGGUAAUACUAAGCAUGCGCUAAUUAAUUUGGGAAGCGAGUUUGACCCGGCAGUAAUUCAAGGCAGGCGCAUACUAUACCCUGUGGCAAUUCAGGGAAAUACGGUAAUACUCAUAGGUGUAUACUAGCAAAUGUAGCUAAAAAAGCUAGCAUGCGACCAGCAAGGUGCUAACACACAACCAAUAGCGUACUUACUGCGCAUUAGUAAAGUAUAUAUAUGACUCUGUUAAAUCGACAUAAAAAUCUAGUAUGGUCAUUUUAGCAUGCUAAAAUGCUAACUUCCAAAUGAGUAUAUCUGUAAAAUGAGUUCAAAAUAACAGCAUGCUAAUAUUAGCAUGCAUUAAGUACCAAAAUAUAUUACUAUGAGGUGUAUACCUGCUUAAUCGACCCCAAAAAAGCUAGCCUACUAACAGUAAGAUGCUAACAUACCACCAAUAGCAUGCUUACUGUGCAUUAGUAAUGUAUUUAUGACUCGGCUAAAUCGACAUAAAAAGUUAACAUGGUAAUUUUAGCAUGCUAAAAUGCUAACUUCAACACGGGUUUAUCUGCAAAAUGAGUUCAAAAUGCUAGCAUGCCAACGUCAACAUGCAUUAAGUACCAAAAGAUAUUACUAAGAGGUGUAUACCUGCUUAAUUGACCCAACAAAAAGCUAGCCUUCUAACAGUAAGAUGCUAACAUACCAACAAUAGUAUGCUUUACUGCGCAUUAGCAAAGUAUUUAUGACUCGGCUAAAUCGACGUAAAAAGUUAACAUGGUCAUUUUAGCAUGCUAAAAUGCUAACUUCAACAUGAGUAUAUCUGCAAAAUGAGUUCAAAAUGCUAGCAUGCUAACAUUAGCAUGCAUAAAGUACCAAAAUAUAUUACUAUGAGGUGUACACCUGCUUAACUGACCCCACAAAAAGCUAGCCUACUAACAGUAAGAUGCUAACAUACCAACAAUAGCAUGCUUACUGCGCAUUAGUAAACUACCAAAAUAUAUGACUCUGCUAAAUGUUAGCAUGCUAACAGUAAGGUGCUAACAUACAAACAAUAGCAUGCUUACUGUGCAUUAGUAGAGUACCAACAUAUUUGAGUCUGCUAAAUCGACACAAAAAGCUUAAAAAGUUAAAAUACUAGCAUGCUAACAUUAGCAUGCAUUAACUGCUAAACUAUAUUACUAUGUACACACAAAAGCUAGCCUGCUUAGAGUAAGAUGCUAACUUAACAACAAUAGCAUGCUUAGGGCGCAUUAGUAGAGUACCAACAUAUAUGACUCUGCUAAAUCGACAUAAAAAUGUAGUAUGCUAAUUUUGGCAUGCUAAAAUGCUAACUUCAACAUGAGUAUAUCUGCGAAAUGCUAGCGUGCUAACAUUAGCAUGCAUUAAGUACCAAAAUAUAUUACUAUGAGUUGUAUGCCUGUUAAUUGACAAACUAAACAAAAAAACAUACAUACCAACAAUAGCAUGCUUACUGAGCAUUAGUAAACGACCAAAAUAUAUGCUAAACUGACCCCCAAAAAAGCUAGCAUGCUAAUGUUAGCAUGGUAAAAUGCCAGCAUAGAUUACCAAAAUAUAUGACUCAAAGACAUAUAUCUGCAAAAUUAGUUAAUACUGCUGGCAUGCUAACAUUAGCAUGCAUAGAGUAUCAACAUAUAUGACUGUGGAGUGUAUACCUGCUAAAUUGACAAAACAAAACUAAUGUGCAAACAAUAAGGUGCUAACAUACCAACAAUAGCAUGCUUUCUGUGCAUUGGUGAAGUACCAAAAUAUAUGACUCUGGAGUGUAUACCUGCUAAAUUGACAAAAAAACUAGGAUGCUAAUGUUAGCAAGCUAAAAUGCUAACUUCAGCAUGUGUCAAGCACCUAAAUAUAUGACUCAAAAAUGUAUAUUGGCAAAAUUAGUUAAUACUGCUAGCAUGCUAACGUUAGCAUGCAUCAAGUAGUAAAAUAUAUGACUCUGGGAUGUAUACCUGCUAUAUUGACAAAAAAAAGCUAGCAUGCAGUCAGGUGCUAACAUACCAACUCUAUCUGUAAAAUCAGUUACAAAUGCUAGCGUGCUUAUUUUGGCGUGGUUGAAGCACCAAAAUAUAUAACUCUGUGGUGUACACCUGCAAAAUUAGCUAAAAAAAAAUGUUAACAUUUGUCCCCAAAAAUUAUAUUUGACAAUGAGGUUUAUGACUGCAAAAGUAACAUUAGCAUGCUAACUAAUAUGCUACAGGCCGCAAAUGGCCCUUGAGGCUGCACUUUGGACCAUAGCAGAUUUUCAUCAAUUCAUUUGUCUGUAGCUGUGACACUACCUGUUUGCACUCGCUCAUAAACACAUUAUAUUGGGACUGUCUGAAUUAAACACAUUAUAAUGGGA
Molecule: messenger RNA, 3732 nt
Organism: Nerophis ophidion (straightnose pipefish)
Lineage: Eukaryota; Metazoa; Chordata; Actinopteri; Syngnathiformes; Syngnathidae
Product: transmembrane protein 100-like
Exons: 2
Coding region: 217-609 (130 amino acids)
Biological process (GO): cellular response to BMP stimulus
Source: RefSeq, a predicted model, not a curated record